Magnolia sinica is the source of this 1407-nucleotide messenger RNA. RefSeq lists its product as uncharacterized. The transcript has 2 exons. NCBI's taxonomy places the organism in Eukaryota, Viridiplantae, Streptophyta, Magnoliopsida, Magnoliales, Magnoliaceae. The record is from RefSeq and is a predicted model, not a curated record. Bases 703 to 1383 code for a protein of 226 amino acids.
CUCUCUCUCUCUCUAAUCAUGCCCCUUCGUCUUCCAAGCUCCAACGCAUACCCCAUUUCUCUCUCUCAUAUUCCGUGUUCUAAAAUUUUCCUAAUUCUCUCUCUCUCUUUCAUCUUCCAAGCUCUGAUCUCUUCCUAACUUCCUUCGAUCAUCAUCUCCGGCCAAACCUUCAUAUGUUCGCCAGGAUCAUCUCCGAAUCUGACGCCGUUCUGGCCUCGACCUCUUAGGACUAACCCACAAGGUCUUUUGGCUAUUGAAGCAGCGAGCCUUAAGCAGGUCUCCUGGGAUUAGGCUUCAGUGAUAUCAGAAUUCAAAAGCGUUCUGCGAGCAGAGCUUUUCCGCAAGUAGAGGAAGUGUGAUAGUUGGAGAGAGUUUGCCCAUCUAGCUGGGGGAAGAGAAUUUCAAGCUCUGAAUUUGACGCCAUUCUCACCUUACAAAUACCAAACAACCAGACAAAAGCACACGGCCUCUUAGGACCAACCCACACGGCCAUUUGGCAAUUGCAGCAGCGAGCUGAGGCAAGCGCAUUUCGGGUUUUCUUUUGUGAACUAACAAGAAGAACACACGGUUGUACUGCUUCUUGAUGGCAUCCCUUUUGUUUUCACUAUGCUUUUCUACAUUCUCACCUUACUGGUAAAUUCAUGGUUAUCUUUCAGAAGGACAAGAAGAACACAAGCAAGUGACAGCAUAACAAGAGAAUAGAUGGGGCUGCAUGGCUGCAGUGCCACUGGUGAGCUUGACAGCGAGAACUUCAGCGAACCAUUGCCAUGGAUCGGCUUGUACAUAGCUGUAGCUUCACUUUUGUGCUUGCUUGCCAUGGCAAUCGACGCCUUUCAUGGAUUCCGUCGCCGGAAGCUCUGGUUCCCAUGCAAGUUUUUCUCACUCAACGCUGCUUCCUUGACCCUCUUAGCCAUUGCCACAAAACUGCCCGUGGAUCUGAGCACAUCCAUGCCACGCGGUGAAGAACAAAUUACCAAGCUCAGUGGCACGAUCCUUAUUUGCACUGCAAUGGGCAACUUCAUGCCCUCUCUAGGAACUAUGGAGGACUCUGGAUUGUUCUCAAACGUUCUUGCCUUGGUUAUUCUCGUGAUCACCAUGGUUGUUAACAUUGGUAUUCAAAUGGGUACCGGUGCGAUCUAUGCUUUCUUACCUGAACACAUCAUAAUCAUGUUUUUCAUGAUAGUUUUGCUUGCGAUCUUGGUUUCUUCUGCUUUAACAAUUCCAACAACCAAGCAGCUGCUGGAACACCAAUAUAAGAAGAAGCAUAAACAGCAGCAGCUGGAACAACAAUAUGAUAAGAAGCAUAAACUGGCUUUAGAUGAAGAAGUGGACAAGGCUGAGGUGUUCCACGUUGAUAAAUUGAAAGAGACUGGUAUUGGAUGAUGGCCCAUUCUUCUUGUCCUUAGU